AUGGCGAGCAGUCUAGCUCCAAUUGCGCAGCUACUGGAGGCGAGUUUGGAUCCUCGACAGCACAAACAAGCUGAGGCUGCGUUGAAGCAAGAGGAGACCAAGCCGGGCUUUUCUCUCCAGCUCCUCCAUAUCACAGCAUCAGAGACGUUUGCAUACAACACCCGUCUCGCCAGCGCACUUUGCUUCAAGAAUUUUAUCAAGAGGAAUUGGACAGAUGAGGAUGGCCAGUACAAACUUCCGGAGAGCGACGUCGUCACUAUCAAGCAGGAGCUUAUAAGCCUGAUGAUAUCCGUCCCCUCUGGUAUACAAUCUCAGCUGGGAGAAGCGGUCAGCGUCAUUGCUGACAGUGACUUUUGGGAACGAUGGGACACACUUGUCGACGACCUCGUCUCUCGGCUAUCGCCUGAUAAUAUCAAGACGAAUAUCGGUGUCUUGCAGGUAGCUCACUCCAUAUUUAAGCGAUGGCGGCCGCUUUUCCGCUCCGAUGACCUCUAUAGGGAGAUAAAUCACGUCCUCGGAAAAUUCGGACUACCAUACCUGGCCCUUUUCGAGUCCCUUGACGCGUACAUCGAGAAGAACAAAGACAGUAAAGAGAACCUAGCUCUAGGUUUUACGCAGCUCAACCUCAUGGUAAAGCUGUUUUAUGAUUUGUCGUCUCAUGAUCUGCCCCCAAUGUUCGAAGAGAAUCUAGGCGCAAUUGCGACCUUGUUCCUCAAAUAUCUGAUGUACGAUAACAAGCUUUUACACACCGACGAUGACUCUGAGUCUGGAUUGUUGGAAUUCGUCAAGGCCGGGACCUUCGAGGCCCUCACGCUCUACGUCCAAAAGUAUCUAGAUGUAUUCGGCUCUCUCGUCGAACAAUUCAUUGGUAGCUCAUGGAAUCUACUUACCACCAUCGGACAAGAGACCAAGUAUGAUAUCUUGGUCAGUCGGGCUUUGCAGUUCUUGACCUCCAUUGCAAAGAUUCCAGAACACGCAGCGGCCUUCCAGAAUGAAGGAACUCUGGGCCAAGUUACCGAGAAAGUCAUCUUGCCCAACAUCACGCUUCGAGAGUCUGAUGUUGAAAUGUUUGAAGAUGAGCCUAUCGAAUUCAUUCGGAGAGACCUUGAGGGUUCCGACAGUGAUACCAGACGACGAGCUGCCACAGAUUUCCUUAGACAACUUCUUCAGAGUUUCGAGGACUUAGUCACUGCUGUGGUCCUUAGAUAUGUCGACCACUACUUGGCUGAUUAUGCCAAGUCUCCUUCUGACAACUGGAAAUCUAAAGAUACCGCCGUCUACUUAUAUUCAUCUAUCGCAGCCAAAGGAGUUGCGACAGCAAGCCACGGUGUCACUACUAUCAACACCCAUGUCAACAUCACUGAGUUUUUCCAAAAGAAUAUCGCCUCCGAUCUUGUUGCGGAGACCGGCAUUCAGCCAAUACUGAAGGUAGAUGCCAUCAAGUACCUCUACUCGUUUAGAAGCAUCAUCACCAAAGAACAAUGGCGGGAGAUUAUGCCUCUAUUAGUAAAGCAUCUUGCGUCUUCGGACUACGUUGUUUAUACCUACGCUGCAAUCGCAGUUGAGAGAGUCUUCGUCCUUACCGAUGCUUCUGGUGCUCAAAUAGUGCCAGCAAGCGAUAUUACCCCCUUAGCUGGGCAACUUCUAGAGCAUCUCUUCCAGCUAGUCCAGAAAGAAUCAUCUGCUCCUAAAGUCCAGGAGAAUGAGUUUAUUAUGAGAUGCAUUAUGCGGGUCUUAGUGGUAAUCAAGGACGCUGCUGUUCCGCAAACAGAGUCAAUUCUCAAUCACUUCAUCAGGAUUACUCAAAUUAUCAGCUCCAACCCAAGUAACCCACGCUUCUACUACUAUCACUUUGAAGCUCUAGGCGCUCUUAUCAGAUACACCGGACCUUCUCACCCUGAUAAGCUUGGCCAGGCCUUGUACAGCCCGUUCUUUUCCCUCUUGAGAAAUGAUCUAUUAGCUGCCUUGCUAGAGGUGGACCCCAAUGCACCAUUCCCGGACUACUUCAAGGAGUUGAUUGCGCCAAUUCUCACGCCAGUUAUGUGGGAGCAGAAGGGAAACGUCCCCGCUCUAGUUCGUUUGCUGCAAGCUAUUGUACGCCGUGGAGGAGAUUUAUUGAGUAAAAACAAUCAAAUUGAGCCGAUAUUAGGAAUCUUCCAAAAAUUGGUUUCAUCCAAGGUCAACGAGAGCUAUGGCUUUGACCUUUUGGAGACUGUGAUCUCGACCUUCCCUUCGGCCAUGAUACAAAAUUAUUUCCCUACAAUCAUUCAAAUCAUCCUUACCCGACUUCAGAACUCAAAGACCGAAAAUUUCUCUCUCCGUUUUGUCCGGUUCUAUCACUUUCUCUCCGCCCACCUUGAGAAUGGGUACGGGGCAGAUUUCUUCAUCCAAUGUACUGAAAACAUCCAAAACAACGUCUUCACCCCCAUUUACCUUAGUAUAAUCCUUCCAGAGUCUAGAAAACUUGCUCGUCCCCUUGACCGCAAAAUUGCAAUCAUCUCGUUUGCCAAAACACUGGCACACUCUGAAGCAUUUGCCUCCCGAUAUAAGAAGGGAUGGGGCUUUACCUGCGAGGCACUACUGUACCUUCUCGACCAGCCGAUCCUCCCCACUACUGGCGAUGAUAUUGUUGCAGAGCACGACGUUGAAGAUAUGGCUUUCGGAGUUGGAUUCACCCCACUAACAACCAUUCGAAUGCCACCUAGGGACCCCUGGCCAGAGACUGGUCCGCAAGUUGGCCAAUGGGUUGCUACUUAUUUGAAGGAGCAGAAUACCAAGAGCAAUGGAAAGAUUCAGAAUUUCGCUCAAGAGAGGCUGGAUCCCCAGAUCCUACCUGGCCUGGCCAAGCUUCUUGCAUAG
This is a messenger RNA of Microsporum canis CBS 113480, 2859 nucleotides long. RefSeq names its product KapE. Gene Ontology annotation, molecular function: nuclear export signal receptor activity; small GTPase binding. The record is from RefSeq and is a predicted model, not a curated record. The transcript has 8 exons. Gene Ontology annotation, biological process: protein import into nucleus; protein export from nucleus. Gene Ontology annotation, cellular component: nuclear envelope; cytosol. Lineage: Eukaryota; Fungi; Ascomycota; Eurotiomycetes; Onygenales; Arthrodermataceae. Bases 1 to 2859 code for a protein of 952 amino acids.